Diorhabda sublineata is the source of this 3672-nucleotide messenger RNA. RefSeq names its product serine/threonine-protein phosphatase 1 regulatory subunit 10-like. The transcript is spliced from 5 exons. Lineage: Eukaryota; Metazoa; Arthropoda; Insecta; Coleoptera; Chrysomelidae. The record is from RefSeq and is a predicted model, not a curated record. The coding region runs from base 401 to 3361 and encodes 986 amino acids. Gene Ontology annotation, molecular function: metal ion binding.
GGUGAAUGGAAUCUAGAACGCCCUCGACUUCACUUUUACUUCAUUUCCAUUUGAUAUUUCACGAAUGCAACACGGUUUGUGGAUAAUACAUAGCUAGAAACGGUUUAAUUAGUGUAAAUUUUGAAAAUUCUUAAAUUUCGCGUUAGUUAUUAAGAAUUAUAUAGAGAUUUUAUAUACGUCGCUAUUAAAUAGAUAUUAACAAAGAUAUUGUAAUAGAAUAUUAAUAUUAUUCAUUACAAUGGAGGAUAAAGGCGUUGCCUCACAUCUGGUAUAAAUUUUUAGAAGUUAGACGUGAAUCGAAAGUGGAAUAUAUUAUGUUCCCUGUUAAGAACUUUAAUAUAUAUCAUUAUUUAUAAAUAAAGACUCUAGUGCUACAACCCAUUUUCAGGAUAUAUUAAAAAUGCCUCGUAUAGACCCUUUGCAGUUAUUGAAGUGUCUAUCAGUACUCCUGACACCCGAUGGAGGGAUCCUAUCAAGAGACGAAGUCCCGCGUCUGGUCAAUUUAAUGACUAAAUUUUCAAAAAAAUUAGUCAGCAAAUGCGUGUAUGUGUUAAUUUUGAAGAACACUAGUAAAGAAUUAGUUGAUAUGUUUAUGGCCGAGGGUGGAUGGACCCUCAUACAAACUUGGUUACAGGACGCCGUUCAGACGGCCAAUUGGCAUUUAGUAAAAGAAAUAUUAGGAUUGUUAUUGAUAACGCCCGUCGAUGUAGAGCGUUUGAAGCUCAAUAUAUUACCAAAAUUAAUAAAAAGUUUAUCACGAAGAGAUGACGUACAAGACGUUGCAGCUUUGUCUUCUCAAUUGGUCAAACAAUGGUUGGUGAUUGUUAAAGGUACAAGUUCUCUUGCGCAAGGACAGUUACAAAUGGGAAAAGUGGAAGUAGUCAAAUCGGAAUCCGAAUCGGAAAUUGAGAAAAACAUAUCGGACGGUAUAGAUAUUGUCAAAUUUUACAAAAAGGACUCAAAAGAUGAAGUUACUUCUCCUAAAAAUGCUGCGGAAAUUGAUGAACCUGCAGAAGCGGAAGAACCUAAAGAUGUUGAAAUGAAAGAUGUAUCAGAAGAGAAGAGUAAAAGUGAGGAAAAAAUCGAAGAUAAGAGUAAAUCUAAAAGUUCUUCGAAGAGUUCGAGCAGUAGUCGCGACAGAGAUAAAGAAAAAAGUAGGGACAGAGAUAGAUAUAGAGACAAAGGUAGAAGCAAAAGUAGUAGUUCGUCGAAAAGUAAGAGUAGCAGUAGGGAUAAAGACCGUAAAGAUAGAGAUAAAGAUCGAAAAGGCGGCGAUAAGGAUCGAAAAGAUGGUGAAAAGGAUCGAAGUAAAAGUAGGGAUAAGAGCAGAAGUAACGGCGCUAUCAAAAGUAGUUCUUCGAGUCAUUCUACUAAAGAUAAAAAAGAAUCUGAUAGCAAUAGCAAGAAGGAAAAAUCCGAUAAAGAUAAAAGUGAGAAGGACAAGAAAAGUUCUAUAGACGCUUUUAAACCACCUUCCCUGGAAAAACUCGGUAGAAUACCCAAAAAGACAGCGGACGGUAGUAAUACCGAAACGGGCGAAGUUAAAAAGAAAGCUUUUUCUAUUGGUAUAAGGAAAGACGCCAGCAGUGAGGAGAGACCCAAAACUGUAAAGGUGUUUAACUCGAAAAUGAGAUCGACGGGAUUAGAAGAAGAAGCUAAACCGGCUCCGUCUAGAAUAGCACCUCAGAAGAAGACCGUCACGCCGCCUUCUUUGCCACCUUUACCGCUCAAACGAUUGUCUCCGCCUAGAGACGCCAGGGAUCCCGUAUCUUCGGAAAAGAAAAUUAAAUUAGACAAAAUCGAUAUACCCGAUAGACCGGGUGCCAUAAAACUAAUACCGCCCAAACCAAAACCUAUGCUUCAAGAAAGCGAUUUGUUCAACAACGCACUCACCGCAGCUACAUCGAAAAAAGAAACAAAAAAAAGAAAACGAAAACCGAGUAUUUCGAAAGAAACUCCCACGUCACCGUCUACGUCUCCAUCCCAUGAUUCAGCUACUACGACAACCCAACCAGCAACGCAAGAUCCGGCUAGUCCACCUAUCGGUUUGAAGAAUAUAGCACCUAUUAACUUUUAUCAAGACACUCUAUCCGAAGAAAAUAAAGAGACACCCGAAGAAAACGGUAUCGAAGAACAUCCAGAGAACCUCGACGAGAGCGUAGCAUCAAUAACAUCAGAAAAUAAAGAAAAUGAAAUAUCAUCUCCAAGAGCUGUUACUCCGACUGAAGACGAUCCCGAAGAAAUAAAAAAAAUGAACAUCGACGGCGGGAUUAAAGGCGUACUUUUGUAUUCCAAGCGGAAAGGACCGAAGAAAUCGAUAUCGUGGAAAAACGAUAACGAUCUAGUCGAAAUAAAAUAUUUCGAAUUGGACGAAACAGAAAGAGUUAAUGUUACAAAAGCUUUCAAUGACAUGGCUAAAAUGGAUAUAUCUAACGAGAGGGAAGCUUUGCAGCUAUGUAGGAAAGUAGGCGGUGAGGAUCUGAUGGAAACUCAAAUCAGAUGGAGGAUACCUUUCGAAAUUGAAUUGCCGGAUCCUUUAGUAACGCCUGGUUCAAGAAGUUUGGAAAAAGACAUUCAGUUCGCUCGCGAAAAAAGUGUACUUCAAGCUCUUUACUUCGAUAAAAGAAAAAUUCCCGAUAGUCCCGAAGAACCUAUCCCGGAAAAUCACCAGAUGAGCGAUCCAGUAAUUAUAACGUUAGAAGAUCCCGAUAGUCACGAAAUCGAUCUGAGGACUACGCCGUGGCCCGAACCAAAAGGCAACGCUCCAUUACCCGAACCCCAAAUGCCUAUGGUAUAUCCUAACAUGCAAGUACCUUUCAAUCCGCAGUUUAAUACCAUGCCACCAACAAAUUUCCCGAAUAUGGCUCCAAGAUUCCCAGUUCCGGGCGGUCCGAUGGUACCACAAGUUCCAAAUAACUUUGUUCCUCCUAAUAUAAUGCCUAACGAUAUGAUGGGUCCUCCAAAUAUGAUGGCACCCAACGACCUUAUGAUGAAUCAGAUGAAUCCCAACAUGUACCAAGGUGGUGGUCCGAUGUCCGAUGGAUACGGACCAGGACCCGGUCCCGAACCGGACUUUCCAAUGUACGGUAAUCCGAACGGUCCUCCCAACAACAUGUUCCCACCAAAUCACUUUCGGGAUAAUCGAUUGCAUCAUAGAGGUGGUUUCCGACGUGGGGGUAGAGGCGGUGGAAAAGACAACGGUAACUGGGUGCGUAUGAAGGACUCGCGAGGCGGCGGCGGCGGCGGCGGUAAUAAUUGGCGACGAGGGGGAGGUGGAAAUCGAGGUGGUAGGUUGUGUAAAAACAUUCAGAAUCACGGUUAUUGCCGGAACGGAGAUAAUUGCGCGUUUAUCCACCCGUAAACUAUUUGUGGCGUAUUCACGUGGCAUCAAAAGCAAUUUAAUUGUGAUAUAUUCGAGUGUGGAACACUCCCGAGUUGAGAAAGUUCAAAUUUUAUUUAAAAAAGGGGAUGUUGAAAGGCGUCCGAAUAAUUAAUUUAUUGUGAUAUGAUUAUUAUGUCCCGUGGACAUACCUUUUUUUAUACAUGUGUAUUUUUUUUACGAAUUGUAUAGGAUUUUAAGUGACUUAUCAAAUAUCGUAAUUUUGUAAAUGUUUGUACAUAUACGGAGGUAUGAUUUUUUACAUUAAACAUAAAACUUUUUGUUGAUAUUAA